Eremothecium sinecaudum is the source of this 2499-nucleotide messenger RNA. RefSeq names its product m-AAA protease subunit YTA12 (gene YTA12). Gene Ontology annotation, biological process: protein-containing complex assembly; mitochondrial protein processing. NCBI's taxonomy places the organism in Eukaryota, Fungi, Ascomycota, Saccharomycetes, Saccharomycetales, Saccharomycetaceae. Bases 1 to 2499 code for a protein of 832 amino acids. Gene Ontology annotation, molecular function: ATP-dependent peptidase activity; metalloendopeptidase activity; zinc ion binding. Gene Ontology annotation, cellular component: membrane; m-AAA complex. The record is from RefSeq and is a predicted model, not a curated record. The transcript has a single exon.
AUGCAAAAUAUAUCUAGGUUACCGGUGAGAAUAGCUCUCUCGAGUCGCUACUUUAGCAUUCUACCUAAAAGGAGUUAUAACGUUGCUUGUUAUGCUACUACAUAUUUAAAUGGACGCAGGGCACUGCAUAUGUCCCGCCUGUUGCGUAGGUAUAAUGAUGAAGAUUUGAAUAAGCUGAGGAAAGAUAUUGAUGAGUAUAUUCAUCAUUCUAAGCUGAAUAAAACUGAAAUGGGGUCACAACUUAAGAAGACCAUUGACGAGCGUAUUGAGGCAAUGAAGAAUGAAAUGGAAAAAUUGAAUUAUCAGGAAAAGAAUGGAAAUUCUAAGAUCAAGAAAGUCUCUAAAGAUUCUAAAGAAUCCGAAGACUCUAAAGGCUCUAAAGGCUCCCAGCAUCCCUUCGAAACUGAACAUAAUGGCGGUAAGGGAGGUAAUGGAGGAGGACUUGGUGGCCCAUCAGGAGAUGGACCUAAAGAUAUCAAAAUUAGCAUUAACCUUUUUAAUGUUGGUCUUAUAUUAUUUGUUGCAGCAUUUUUCUUGCAUACAAUUAAUACCUCAGCGGAUCAGAAGCAGGUAACUUGGCAGGAAUUCCGUACAGAUUUUUUGCAUAAAGGUCUUGUUUCAAAGCUAAUUGUGGUUAAUAAGUCUGUUGUGAAAGUUAUUCUAAACGGUAAUGGUCGAAACCAGCCAAAUAAUGCAGGGAAUGACUUUUACUAUUUCACUAUUGGUUCCAUCGAGAGCUUUGAACGCAAAUUGAGGGAAGCUCAAGAUGAAUUGCAAAUUGCGGAAGAAUUUAGAAUUCCUGUUAUUUAUACUCAAGAAGGUACAUGGGUCAAGUUUGCACUUCAGCUGUUACCCACUCUUUUGUUAAUUGGUGGUAUGGUAUUGAUAGCCAGAAGAUCAAUGGGAUCUGUAGCCGGUGGCGCUAACGGGAUAUUUAAUGUUGGUAAAUCGAUAGCUAAAAGAUUUGAUAAAGACGUGGAUGUGAAAGUCAAGUUUAAGGACGUUGCAGGUUGUGAUGAAGCGAAGGAAGAAAUUAUGGAGUUUGUUAGUUUCUUGAAGAAUCCAUCAAAGUAUGAAAAAAUGGGGGCCAAAAUUCCAAGGGGUGCCGUGCUCUCUGGACCUCCAGGAACUGGUAAGACAUUACUUGCCAAGGCAACUGCAGGUGAAGCUGGUGUGCCAUUCUUUUCGGUAUCUGGCUCCGAAUUUGUCGAGAUGUAUGUAGGUGUUGGUGCUUCUCGGGUUCGUGACUUGUUUAAGACGGCCAGAGAAAAUGCUCCAUCUAUUGUCUUCAUUGAUGAAAUUGACGCCGUUGGUAAAGCCAGACAAAAGGCAGGUUUCUCUGCUGCAAACGACGAAAGAGAAAAUACUCUCAAUCAACUUUUAGUUGAGAUGGACGGUUUCGGUCCAAGUGACCACGUUGUAGUUUUGGCUGGUACAAACAGGCCAGACGUUUUGGAUAAAGCCUUAUUAAGGCCUGGAAGAUUUGACAGACAUAUUACUAUCGACAACCCCGAACUGAACGGCCGUAGAGAAAUUUUCAAUGUCCAUUUAGCGAAGAUUAAAUUGGCCGGUGAAAUGAACGAUCUAAAAAAUAGAUUAGCAGCCUUAACGCCAGGAUUCUCCGGAGCAGAUAUCGCUCAUGUCUGUAACGAAGCUGCUUUGAUAGCCGCAAGAGGGAAUGCCGCGGCAGUAAGCUUGGAGCACUUCGAGCAGGCUAUAGAAAGAGUGAUUGGUGGUGUUGAACGUAAAACGAAGUUGUUAUCCCCAGUAGAAAAGAGAGUUGUAGCAUAUCAUGAAGCCGGCCAUGCAAUCUGUGGAUGGUUCUUAGAAUUUGCUGAACCAUUACUUAAGGUUAGUAUAAUUCCUCGUGGUCGGGAGACUUUAGGCUAUGCCCUAUACUUGCCUCCUGACGUUUCUUUGAUGAGCCAGCAACAGCUGUUAGACAGGUUGACAAUGACGCUUGGCGGUCGUGUCUCUGAAGAACUACAUUUUGAUAGUGUUACCAGUGGUGCUGCUGACGAUUUCAAAAAAGUGACACGUAUGGCAACUGCUAUGGUGACUGAGUUAGGUAUGAGUGAACAAGUCGGAUGCUUAAGCUAUACAAAGAAAAACGAGAAUGACUUUACCAAACCUUUCUCGGAAGAAACCGCGGCGAUUGUUGACUCUGAGGUCAAUAAAAUAAUCCAGCAAUGCCAUGAAAGGUGUACUGGAUUAUUAAAGGACAAGGAACAAGAGCUAGAAAAGGUUGCACAAUUACUAAUUGAAAAAGAGGUGAUUACUAGGGAGGAUAUGAUUAGACUUUUAGGAAAGAGACCUUUCCCGGAACGCAAUGAUGCCUUCGAGAAAUAUCUAGAUGAAUCGAACGCAACUAAAACUUCACAACAAGAGGAAUCGAAUUCCAACCCAAAUGAAUCGACAACUGAGAAGCCAGAAAGCCAAGAAAAAAACGCUGGAAAUGAAGAUCAAAAAACUGACUCUUCGAAUACACUGAAAAAUUGA